Messenger RNA from Dunckerocampus dactyliophorus (ringed pipefish), 1806 nucleotides. RefSeq names its product outer dynein arm docking complex subunit 4 (gene odad4). The record is from RefSeq and is a predicted model, not a curated record. Lineage: Eukaryota; Metazoa; Chordata; Actinopteri; Syngnathiformes; Syngnathidae. The transcript has 11 exons. Gene Ontology annotation, cellular component: cytoplasm. Gene Ontology annotation, molecular function: protein binding. The coding region runs from base 37 to 1467 and encodes 476 amino acids.
UUUUAUCAGUUUGAGGCAACGUUGCUUGGGGAAAAAAUGUCCGAAACUAGUUCCGAGUUCAGAAGUCAGAAGCCAAAGGGUGUUUUCUCCACUUUAGUGGCGGAUGGUGGCUGGCUGUUCCUCAAGGGAGAGUGUGAGAAGGCAGUGGAGAGCUACACCACAGCUCUCACUCUGAAGCCCGAUGACAAGAGCUGCUUUGUGGGUCGCUCCAAGUGUUACCUGAAGAUGGGUCAGUAUGACAAAGCCCUGAAGGACGCUGAGGCUUCACUCCAAGAAGACCAGACCUUUUUUGAGGGCUUGUACCAGAAGGCCGAAGCGUUAUACUGCAUGGGAGAGUUUGAGUUUGCGCUGGUCUUUUAUCACCGAGGCCGGAAGCUGCGUCCCCAAAUCCAGGAGUUCCAACUGGGCAUCCAGAAAGCACAGGAGGCCAUCGAGAACUCUGUCAGUGUCCCUGCCCACAUCAUCAAACAGAAGCUUAUUCAUGGAGACGCGUCGAAGCUCCAAAAAGACGAAGAGCAUACGAGGAAACCUCAGACCUCCAAAAUGGAGAAGACAAGCAAAAAAUAUCUGGGCGAGUUCUACGAGGACAGGAAAUAUCUGGAGAACCUUUUGAAGGAUGAAGACUUGGUGAAAGGGAGGACAAGGAGUGGCGAACAACUUCAGGAUGUCAUCCAGAGCUGCCUCACCUACUUGGACGACUGCGCUGAGUUCUGGAACCAGCAGAAGCCCAGAAGUUCUGCGGCGAAAGACCCCCGGCUCCUGCAGAACAAGCGGGUUGAGACCCGCCCUCGUGCCCCCUCGCAACCUGCACACUUUCUGCUGAAGAGCCUGGAGGACAUCAAUGCAGAUUUGGCGUCGGGAAAGACCAAAAGGGGUCUGAAGAAGGCUCGGGCGGUCUUGCAGACAGUUCAGGGAUGGUCGGAGAAGGUUGUGCCGGACAAAGAUGAGGUUCUGGGAAGCCUGCACAGCUGCAUGGGGAAUGCUUUGGCGGACCUGGGCGAGACGGAGAAAGCGCUGGAACACCACCAGAAAGACCUGGACCUGGCUGAGAAGUGGAACCUUCCUCAUGCAACAUCCAGAGCUCUGGAAAACCUGGCAAGCAUCUACACCACCAUGGGGAGCUUCACGCAGGCCAUGCAGUGCUGGGAGAAGAAGAUCCCGUUGGUCCAAGGCGGCGUGGAGAAAGCCUGGCUCUUCCACGAGAUCGGCCGCUGUCACCUGGAGCUCCGCGGGCACGAGGAGGCCCGAGACUUCGGCCUGCGUUCGGUUGCGGCGGCCGAAGAAAGCGGCGACGAGAAGUGGCAGCUCAAUGCUCACGUUUUGGUGGCACAAUCAGAAGGAAAACUUGGGAAUUUUGAGUCGUGUGUGUCACACUACCAGCGAGCUUUGACGCACGCCAAGCUGCAAGAAGACGCCGCCGCCACGGUCGCCAUUCAAAAGGCUAUUGAUGAAACAAAGCAGCUGUGAAGAUAAAGACAUCUCCUGAGACAUAUUCUCCACUUAUUUCUGGAACUCUGAUGUUCAUAAUGCUUGCGGAGCCUACUUCACAAUACAUCUUAUAUAAAAUCACUAAUUACUUGGCUUGGCUAGUGCACAAGAUGACGCAAUUCAUUCUUCUUAAUUGAUCCUUACCCAUUCUGAGAAUGUAUUGCAUGUGUUCAAAUCUUCCUGGCCUUGUGUUUGACGCGUUUAGCCCUGCACAAUUCAACAUGUGGCCUUAAUCCCAGCCCUGUUUUCGUGACCCAGCCAUUGCUAUUUCCUGUGUUUUAAUGUUAGAAUUUAAUCACGUUUUUUUGUCCAGACGAU